Molecule: messenger RNA, 336 nt
Organism: Staurois parvus
Lineage: Eukaryota; Metazoa; Chordata; Amphibia; Anura; Ranidae
Source: the annotation of a GenBank genome assembly
GGGUCAUCUGGGGUUGGAUCGUCUGGCUCGACAGCGGGCAUCGGGUCACCAGGCAUGACAGCGGGCACUGGGUCACCAGGCAUUGGAUCGUCUGGCCCGACAGCGGGCAUCGGGUCACCAGGCAUGACAGCGGGCACUGGGUCAUCAGGCAUUGGAUCGUCUGGCCCGACAGCGGGCAUCGGGUCACCAGGCAUCAGGUCAUUUGGCUCGACAGCGGGCACCGCGUCAUCUGGCAAGGCAGUGGGCACCGAGUCACCAGGCACAACAGUGGGCUCUGAGUCAAUUCGCACGACAGCGGGCACCGGGUCAUCUGGCGCUGGAUCGUCUGGCUCGACA